Molecule: messenger RNA, 3325 nt
Organism: Astyanax mexicanus (Mexican tetra)
Lineage: Eukaryota; Metazoa; Chordata; Actinopteri; Characiformes; Acestrorhamphidae
Exons: 2
Coding region: 191-2887 (898 amino acids)
Source: RefSeq, a predicted model, not a curated record
ACCGCGCAGGUGCCUCAACGUCUUUUUUUAACGUGCGGUACGUCAGCGCAGGGGGCGUGUCUUCAGGAUAGAGGGCGUCCGUGAGGUCCGCCAUUUCAUGCUGGAGACAGUUCUCAAAUCUGGCGAGUUGAAUCUGGCGGGCAUUUUACCUUUUCGGGUUGUGAUCUGAGGGUGUGAGUGCUGUUAAUGCAUGAAGUGGAAAUGUAAGCUUUGCACUUACUUCACAAACAAUCGUCGAAAAAUACUUGGACAUUACAGAUCAAGCCACUCUCAUUACGGAGGACGAGUACCGAUUCCUUGUAUUUACAGUGACUGUGUGUGCUCUUUUAAGUCACACAAGGCUCUUGGAAUACAUGUGAGACAACAUGGAUUUUGCUACGGUGAAAAAGUGAAUUUUAGAGUCAGAUGUCUGCUAUGUGCAUUUAGUCAACCUGCAAAUCAUAAACAAUACUUUUGUCAUCUUAACACUCAAUUAAAAAACAAGGAAACUGUCACCUGCCCAUUUAAUGGUUGUAAUUUUAAGUCAAAAGUUUAUUCCAGUUUUACCUCUCACAGAAGUCGAUAUCAUGCCUUGGAUUUUUUACAAAAUUUUAAAGCAGAGCUUCUUUAUGGCCCACCACAUGGUGAAAACUCUGAUCCCCUAUUAGACACUGGUGGGUAUUCUUCUAAUAACACUGAGUCAGCUGUUCGUGAUAGUUUUGAUUUUCAGUCUGAUGAUGAUGAGGAUGCUGCUGAUGAUGAAGAAGAGCGAGGUAGCAUUGGUGACAAAAUUAGGAAUAGACUUGCAUCUUUGCUUCUACGAAUGCAAGCCAUCUUGCAUGUAUCUAAAUCAGCUACCCAGGAAAUAAUCAAUGAACUUCACGAAAUUGGAAUUUUAGCAGGUGACCUGUCAAAAAAAACUGCAGAAAACAUUUUUACAGAGCUCAGUUGUAAUAUAGAUGAGGCCACACUAAAGUUGUUAAAGGAAAGCUUACAGGAAACCAAUCCUUUUAGUUGUCUGUCACAGAGUGGACCACUGGGAACUGAAUACAAAAGACAGUUGUUUUACAAGGAAAGAUUCAACGUAAUUGAGCCAACGGAGUAUGUGUUAGAUCCUUUACUUAACAAAACAUUUGUUUAUGUUCCAAUUUCAGGUGUGUUGCCAGCAUUGUUGAACAAGUGUGAUGUAAUUGACAAAGUUUUAGAGGAAACAAAUCUACCAUCGCUCUCUGGUCAGUACAGAUCUUUUCAUGAUGGACUGUAUUUUAAAGAGAAUCCAAUUAUUUCUCAAGAAGAAUUAUCAAUUUCUUUAGGAUUGUAUAUAGAUGAAUUUGAAAUCUGCAACCCUUUGGGAACUUCAAGGAAGAAACAUAAAAUAACUGCUAUUUAUUGGGUAAUUGCUAAUUUGCCUGCCAAAUACCGAUCUGCCCUAUCUAGUAUAUACCUUGCCUUGCUGAGCAAUAGUAAUGAUGUGAAAACAUUUGGGUAUGCACAAAUAGUUGAACCACUGCUUAAAGAGCUUUGUACACUUGAAACUAAAGGAUUUUACAUUGAUAGGCUAGGUACGUUUGUCAAAGGCACAGUCCUGUAUGUGUCUUCAGAUAAUUUAGGAGCACAUUCGUUUGCUGGCUUUCAGGAGUCAUUCUCUGUUGAUAAAUUUUGCAGAUUCUGCUUAGCCAGUCGCAGUGAUAUUCAGAGUACAUCAGUAAGAACUGGAUGCUUUCCACUAAGAACAAAAAUAUUGCACAAUGAAGCUGUUAAGAGCCUUAAAGAGCACGAGAGCAUAGUUGUUGACGGAGUUAAGGGUGACUGUGUUUUAAAUGAACUAAAUUAUUUUCACUGCAUAACGGGCUUUCCACCUGACUUGUUACAUGAUUUGCUAGAGGGAAUAGUGCCUGUGGAGCUGUGUUUGUGUUUAAAGACAUUGAUUGGCAAGAAGUAUUUUACUUUAGAGGAACUGAAUACUGCCAUUCAGCGUUUCCCAUACAAGUUUUCGGACAAAACAAACAAACCACAAGCAAUUCCAAAGGCAUUCACGUUAAAGGGGACAAUUGGGGGGAACGGGCAUGAAAAUUGGACACUUUUGAGACUGCUGCCAUUGCUAAUUGGGGAUAAAGUACCAGAGAACGACAAAGCUUGGGGUGUCAUUUUGGAUCUUAAAGACAUUCUGGAAAUUUUAACUUCAUCUACAUUCACUGAGGAAAAACUGUUCUACCUUGAGGCCAAAAUCUUUGAACAUCGGCAGCUUGUACAGGAAGCUUUUCCUACGUUUAAGCUAAAACCAAAGCACCACUUUCUUGAACACUAUCCCUAUCUAAUUCGCUGCUUUGGUCCUCUGCUCGACUUCUGGACAAUACGAUUUGAGGCCAAACACAGCUUCUUUAAGAAAGUUGUCCGGGAUGUUAAUAACUUCAAGAACAUUUUGGUGACUUUAGCUUCAAGGCACCAGCUCAUGUUAGCGUAUCACAUGGACAUGCCUAACAUGUUCAAACCAACAGUGGAAGUUGGAAAAAUUUCAACUGUUUCAUUUGAGAUUUUGGACCUCUUUGUGAAAGAUGCUAUCAGAAGGAAAUUUGGAUGUUUGACUUCUGUAUCUCUUGCCACAACUGCCUUUAUCCAUGGGACAAAGUACACUCAAGGAAUGUUUUUAUCCACUGGAAGCACAAGUGGACUUCCUAAUUUUGGGAAAAUUAUUAAUGUGCUAUUUGUGGAAAACAAGCCCUGUUUUGUUGUGGAACCUUAUACAGCUUGGUACCUGGAACACCUCAGAUGCUAUGAAGUCUGCAAGAACCACUCUGCAAAGCUGCUUGUAGUCCAGCCAGAGGAGCUCAAUGACUACUUCCCCCUGUCAGCGUAUAUGGUGAAAGGCAGACUUCUGAUCUCUCCAAAAGGGUUUCUGCUCCAUUGAGGUAAAUUUCACCAAAUUUAGUCAAAUACAAAAUAGUUAUAAAUUUUACAUUACCACGUUAUAAGAUGUUGCAAUUUUUUAGAAUUGUUUUGUGGUGUUCAUGUAUAAUUGUAUGUCUUGCUCAUUUAAGUGUAAAAGACAUAAACAAUUUUAUUGUUUUGUCCAUUCAGAACAUAAUAACCACAUCCUUGUUUCUAUACUCACUGUCCACUUAUCAGCUUCACUAUACAUAUAGGACAUUAUAUGAUUAGUGAGUCAUUUGAUUUCUAUGCAUACUUUAUUAUCCUCCCUUUACCAUUUUCUUCCAUGGUCUGGACCCCACAGUACAUACUAUUGUCUAUUAAGUGCUAGUGUCUUUAUAUGGGCUAAAAAAUAAUAGCACAAAUAUAAAUAGCUUGUAAUGCAUCAGCUUCUUUAAAAUAAUAAUUCCACCUUUAA